Ectocarpus sp. CCAP 1310/34 is the source of this 756-nucleotide messenger RNA. The record is from the annotation of a GenBank genome assembly. Lineage: Eukaryota; Phaeophyceae; Ectocarpales; Ectocarpaceae.
AUGCGCCACGAUUCGGAGCACGAUCCGGAAGCUCUUGCGAGGGAAACCGAAAUCCUGGAAGGCUGGGAACGCUUGCACCCUCCUCCGCAAGCACCGGCACCAACACGAGCACCAGUAGAAGAUGACUAUGUUGUUGGGCCGAGGAAGCCUUCCCCGCCGCCGGCGGCGGCAGCGAAGAGCAACGACGGCAACGGCGACGGCAACGGCGACGGUAGUAGCACCGUCAACGACGACGCCGGGCAGGAGGAGAGCAUCAACGGGGGAGACGGGUUCGGUGGCGGCGGUGGCGGCGGGAUCAGAAACGCCUGCAGCGGUGGCGGCAAGGGAGGCUCGGCAAAAGGCGGGCGGAAAAGAAGAAAGCCCGCAGCUACCGUGGAGUCGAUGAUCCAGCGGGCUUUCGAAGACGAUCGAAGGAUGACCCUCCGGCUCAAGUGCCCCUUGCAACAGCAACGAGGAGGUGCAAUGGACCCACUGCACAGGCUCGACGACAUGAUAGGGACUCGAUCGCAAAACUUAUCUGCCACAACUGAGGUGGAGCUCUCCCUGCACCAUCCUUGUCGUGACGCCAUGUGCGUCGACCGCCAGGCGCAGCGGCUGAUGGAAGGAUACAGCUCCAACAGUCGGAGGAGCCUAAGCGCGCCCUCGGGAACAACACCGUCGACGGCUAUACCGCCGGAGGAGGAGAGGUCUACUCUGCCCGUCAGUCUAAGGAUCGCUGUGGGUCGGGCCAAGGUAUCGGCUGACAAUAUGAUAUGA